Dioscorea cayenensis subsp. rotundata (Guinea yam) is the source of this 759-nucleotide messenger RNA. Its product is annotated as GEM-like protein 5. The record is from RefSeq and is a predicted model, not a curated record. The transcript is spliced from 3 exons. Bases 1 to 759 code for a protein of 252 amino acids. NCBI's taxonomy places the organism in Eukaryota, Viridiplantae, Streptophyta, Magnoliopsida, Dioscoreales, Dioscoreaceae.
AUGGAGGAGGAGAAGUGGGGGACAAGCAUGAUGGGUGCUCCGGCGAGGCCAACGGCACAUCCGGCGAACCAGACGGCGGUUAUGUGGUGUCCUCGCCGGUGUGAUGAAGAGUACUAUGCUUAUCAUCUCAUUGAUGAAGAUCAAAUGGAAAAGAACAAGACCAACGUCCAUACUAGUGUUGAUAAUGCCUUGGAAGCUUUCAACAAUUGGUCUCUCAGGGCUCAUGAUUUUGCCAACCAUCUUUGGCAUAAUUUGAAAACAUCACCAAGAAAGGAGGAGGGUGCAUGGCAUAAGUUAAAGCUAAAAGUAAAGGCCAUAAAAAAAGGAGGCUUUGAAUCACUUUACAAACAAACAUUCCCUACAAAGCCUAAUGAGAAGCUCAAAGACACAUUUGCUUGUUAUCUAUCAACCACCACCGGCGCCGUCGCCGGAACCCUUUUCAUCUCCGACCUCCACGUCUCCUUUUGCAGUGAGCGUCCUCUCUCCUUCAAUGCUCCUUCCGGCCAACUUCUUUGGUCUUAUUACAAGAUUAUGAUACCUUUGGGAAGGAUUGCAAGUGCUAAUCCAGUGACAUUAGAUGGGACUCUUACUAGUACUAGCAUUAGUAGUACAACAAGAGAGAUGUAUAUAGAGAUUGAUACAGUGGAUGGGCAUGAGUUCUGGUUCAUGGGGUUCAUAAACUAUGACAAGGCUUAUCAACUACUUCAACAAGCUCUUGCUUAUAAUGUUUCAACAAGGUUGGCUUCACAAGAGAUGUAA